UGUCACUUAGUAGUGUCCGCAGCCUUUGGUUUAAAUCUGGGUUGACUGAGUCCCAACACAGCUGUCUUCCCUCAUAGCUGUACACAUCUCUCUCUGACUUAGUCUGCCCAAGCUUUCUGUGGCUAUUUCUAGAAGGUAAUUUGAUUCAACAUUUUGAGGACUUCAAGGGAGAAACAAGAAAUUCUGGGACUAGCAUUACACUUUUUCAGAGAAUCUCUCUUUUUGACUCCUCUGUUUUGCUGGGCCUGGCCCAUUGUAGGGUCAUUGGUUGUUGCUCUCUUGGCUGUGUGCCUAAAGGCCUGAGGGUUUGGGGACAGUACUGAGGACAGUACUGAGGACAACUUCGUAGGGUUUUUUGAUCAACUGAAUAAAGAAGGAAAGAGGCCAUCAAAAUGCUGCUAGAACUGGGAUCCAAUGUUAUGUCGUUGUAUGAGUAUUUAUUGCAGAGAACGGACCACCGGUUGUUGCCCUACCCGUUGAUGCGGACCCCCUUCCAGAUGACCAGCAUCCUGUUGGGCUAUGUAUUCUUCUCGCUGUAUGCAGGGCCUCGCCUGAUGGUACACCGCAAGCCCUAUCACCUCAAAUCGGCCAUGAUCGUCUAUAACUUCAGCAUGGUGUUCCUGAACGCCUUCCUUGUCUAUGAGUUCCUGAUGUCAGGAUGGGGCACCACCUUUACCUGGAGAUGUGACCUUUGUGACUACUCAAGCAGCCCACAGGCUCUAAGGAUGGUUCGAGUGGCUUGGUGGUUUUACUUCUCUAAAUUCAUCGAGCUUCUGGACACAUUAUUCUUUGUGCUGCGUAAGAAACACAGCCAGAUUACAUUUCUUCAUGUCUUCCAUCACUCCUUCAUGCCCUUCACGUGGUGGUGGGGAAUGACCAUCGCUCCUGCAGGGGGAAUGAGCUCGUUCCAUGCCAUGGUCAACGCAUGUGUCCACGUCAUCAUGUACACCUACUACGGCCUGUCCGCUGCAGGACCUCGCUUCCAGAAAUACCUCUGGUGGAAGAAGUACAUGACCGCAAUCCAGCUUAUCCAGUUUGUGCUGAUCUCACUUCACAUCUCUCAAUACUACUUCAUGGAGAAGUGUGACUUUCAGGUGCCCAUGUUCAUUCACCUCAUCUGGAUGUACGGAACCUUCUUCUUCGUACUCUUCUCCAACUUCUGGAUUCAGGCCUACAUAAAGGGUAAACGGCUGCCUACAGCAACCAAGGAGGCAAAGCUCAAGCAGAAUGGCGUUACUAAUGGUCAUACCAACGGCAUUACCAUUGGCAACAUUUCCGUGGUGCCCAACGGCAAACAAUUGGAGAAUGGCAAUGGGACAACAGCGCACCGUGUCAACGGCCAUAACCAACUAGGCAAAGUGAAGGAAGUCUAGCUUUGUCAUUUUGGACGGGGAAACAUAACUGUCUGAGUGAGCCUCCAAAAUGCCAAAGAUUCCAAAACAAUGCUACUCUUUCACAUGUUAGUUACUGAUCACUUUCCUCAAAUGUAUAUUUUUUAUAUUUAUUUACACUGCUUUUGGGAUAUGAAUGGCGUAAUGGAUUUACCAGUUGGUCCCUAUUUGACACAGUUAAAUUUUGAGUGGUUGGAGGGAACUACUAACUGUAGAUCACACUGUAUGAAGAGGUGUUCAUCCUCACUAUUAUUCACCUCCAACCCAGUUUUGAAAUGACCAAUGAAAGCCCACCCUUGGACUUUAACUUCUUGUUUGGCUGGCAUGACUCCUGUGUUGCUUGAAAAUAUUGUAGUUUCCACUGAAAGGACUGGAACAUGCUUGUAAAUGGCUGACCCAGGUCUCUUUCAAAGAGAUGGGAUUUGUAUUGAUGUCCAUCAUGGUUUUGUUUUUUGGUGCUGUUUAUAUUUAACUUUUUUUGAAAUAAAACACAUUUUAAGUAA
This is a messenger RNA of Oncorhynchus tshawytscha (Chinook salmon), 1894 nucleotides long. RefSeq names its product elongation of very long chain fatty acids protein 1. Gene Ontology annotation, cellular component: endoplasmic reticulum; endoplasmic reticulum membrane. Gene Ontology annotation, biological process: fatty acid elongation, monounsaturated fatty acid; sphingolipid biosynthetic process; fatty acid elongation, saturated fatty acid. NCBI's taxonomy places the organism in Eukaryota, Metazoa, Chordata, Actinopteri, Salmoniformes, Salmonidae. Bases 393 to 1373 code for a protein of 326 amino acids. Gene Ontology annotation, molecular function: fatty acid elongase activity. The record is from RefSeq and is a predicted model, not a curated record. The transcript is spliced from 8 exons.